Molecule: messenger RNA, 2693 nt
Organism: Pungitius pungitius (ninespine stickleback)
Lineage: Eukaryota; Metazoa; Chordata; Actinopteri; Perciformes; Gasterosteidae
Exons: 20
Coding region: 62-2170 (702 amino acids)
Biological process (GO): proteolysis
Cellular component (GO): cytoplasm
Molecular function (GO): calcium-dependent cysteine-type endopeptidase activity; calcium ion binding
Source: RefSeq, a predicted model, not a curated record
GUCUUUUUUUUUAAUGUGGAAGACACAAAGUCCUUAACUCACGUUCGAGCACCUUUCCGCCAUGAUAAAGUCUCUGAGUACAUCGUCUGAAGGCUCGCUCCCUCCGCCGGACGACGACUGCGCGGACUCGGUCUGCUCCGACGAGCUGCUCGGCUCUCAGUCCCGCAGCUGGCUCGCGGACCUCUUGACGGGGGGAGAUGGGCGGAAGGAGAGCGCGGAUGUCGACUCGCUCGGCCGGGACGGGCUGUUCGUGGACCACCACUUUCCCGUGGGGGAGCUGGAGAUGCAGGCCGGGGUCAAGUGGAAACGACCGACGGAGCUCUGUUCGGCCCCUCAGUUCAUCGUGAACGGAGCCACGCGCUUGGACGUGUGCCAGGGAGCGCUCAAUGAUUGCUGGUUGCUGUCCGCCAUCGCAUCCCUCUCCGUGUACCGCUCCCUGCUCAAUAAAGUCAUGCCUCUGGGACAAAGCUUCGAAGACGGCUACAAGGGUUGUUUCACCUUCCGGUUCUGGCAGUACGGUCAGUGGGAGGAGGUGAAGAUAGACGACUUGUUGCCAACUCGGGACAACCAACUGAUAUACCUCAGCUCCCCAGAGAGAGAUGAGUUCUGGAGCUCCCUCCUGGAGAAGGCCUACGCCAAGCUGAAGGGUGGCUACAGAGCUCUGGACAUGGGCUUCCCUCACGAGGCGAUGGUGGAUAUGACCGGCGGGGUGACUGAGGUUUUGAAUAUCUCCUUGCUGCCCCAAGACCUUCCGGCAUUUCUCAGACAUCUGCUGGCUAAAGGGGCACUCAUCAACUGUGCCAACUGCCAGGGUCCUUUGGAGCAAAGAAAUGGACUGGGAAUCAUGUUCAGACACGCAUACUCUCUGACUGCAGUGGAACAGGUGAAGACGGCACACGGCACCAAGGAUUUGGUACGGAUCCUCAACCCUUGGGGCAACACAGAGUGGGAGGGGCCCUGGAGUGACAUGAAAGGCCCAGAGUGGAAUGCGGUGAGCGAGGAGGAGCAGAAAAGACUGGGAAGAGUGAAGCGUGAGGACGGGGAGUUCUGGAUGUCGGUGUCCGACUUCCGGCAGCACUUUGAGACGAUGGAGGUGUGCCACCUGACUAACUCUCUCAGCGAAGGAGGAUCCAGCGUGCUGCCAUGGUGCUGCGUAAUGCACCAUGGGAGCUGGGUGCCAAGCAUCUCGGCAGGAGGCUCCGCCCAGGGAGGUUUUUUCUGGCAGAACCCUCAGUACUACUUCACCUUGUCGGAGGUGGACAGCGGCAUGUACAACUCUCACAAGACCUGCUCCUUCGUUUUGGCUCUGAUGCAGAAACACCAGAGGCGUAGAGGCGUUAACCUGGCUAUAGCCCUGCAUAUUUUCCCGGCCCAUCCUAAGAACACCUACCUGUCCCCCGAGGACCUGAGAGGGUUCCGCCCGGUCCUCUGCAGCCUCAACUACUCCGUGCGGCGGGAGGUGGUCCUCCGCGGUUCGCUCCCGCCGGGCCACUACAUCAUCGUCCCUUCAGCCGCCGAGCCCAAUCAGGCGGGAGAGUUCCUCCUCCGGGUGCUGAGUGAGCAGGGCAACGCCGCUACUCCAGCCCGCAAACCACCAAUCGACAUCCCUUCUUCAACACAGCUUUCCUUUCCUCACGAGGCUGCUCUUCCUUCAACUACAUCUACCGAACAGCUGUUCAAAAAGCACUCCAACAAGGGAUUUUGCAAACCAGUUCACCUCCUCAACCUGUUGACCGAGGCCCUGGAGGGAGGAGUUUUGGCCGGCAGUGAGAAGUACUUGGCCCUGGAGCACUGCAAGAGCCUGGUGGUCCUCACGGACAGCCAAGGCAACGCUCGCCUGAACUGGCCGGACUUCAAGUGUCUGUGGGACAAAAUCAGGAAGUGGACGGAUAUCUUCCUGAUGUUUGACAAGAACAAAACAAAGCACCUGGAGUACAAAGAGGUGGCCCCCGCUCUGGAGAAAGCAGGCAUCCUGGUGGACGAUUUGAUAAUGCAGCUGGUUGGACUGAGGUACACGGAGCCAGACCUGACCAUCAGUUACCCCGGUUUCCUGUUCCUGCUGAUGAAGCUGGAGAGCAUGACCCACAAAUUCCAAGCGCACGACAUAACGGGUAUGGGAAGCAUCACUGUGAACUACACACAGUGGCUCCAAAUGACCAUGUACAACUGACCUGGUCAAAUCAGACGGCUUCAUCGGAAUCGGCUCCUAUAAUGAAGGAAACUACGAUGUUUCCUCACAUUCACCCUGCCAAUUACCAGCGGUGUAAAAAAAACUUUAUAGUAUAUUUUAGUUUUUCAUUUGGGUUCAUUCCUGACAUUUGGGGCUUUUUGCUUCCAUAACAUUUCCUAUUUCAAACAGCUGGAAAUAAAACAUCUAAAAUAUAUAUUCCGGUGUUUUAUUAUAUUACUCUGUGUAUCUCAAUCUCUCCUAAAUCAACCAAAAACAAAGCAAACAUUUUAAAACAUUUUUUAAACACUGCAGAUGUUGCCUGUUGAUAAUACAAGUUAAUUUCUUUCAACUAUCCUUCUGCUGUGUCUCCUUUAUGACCCAUUAUUGUGUUUGUUAGUUUCAUGCCAACAAGUCUAUUAGCUAAUUAAUGGUUACAUAGACUCAUCAUUUCACUGUCCUCAACUAUGCAUUUCUUUUUUCUUUUGAUGGCGUAAAGCAGUGAAGUGUUAACUUGAAUACAAAU